Messenger RNA from Scophthalmus maximus (turbot), 1913 nucleotides. It is a transcript of the gene nrn1lb, whose product is annotated as neuritin 1-like b. Gene Ontology annotation, cellular component: plasma membrane. Gene Ontology annotation, biological process: nervous system development; neuron projection extension. The record is from RefSeq and is a predicted model, not a curated record. The transcript is spliced from 3 exons. Lineage: Eukaryota; Metazoa; Chordata; Actinopteri; Pleuronectiformes; Scophthalmidae. Bases 172 to 678 code for a protein of 168 amino acids.
UUUCCCUCUGUGCAUUGCUUAGCUUUUGCAAUCUGAUAAAUUCCCAGCGGAUGGCAGGAUUUUAAAGCAGCAACUUUAUAUUCUUUGAAUUCUCAGCCAGUAGGAGCUUCACAUCAGAGCCUCUGGUUCAGAGGUGGGACUCCACUCCCUCGGACUCUGCUGAGCCGAACCAUGACGUCCCAUCCAGGCACCGCGACUGUGCUGCUGCCCAUCGCUCUCUGCCUCGGCUUGGCCUCUGUGUGUUUCGGGGCUGCAAUUCCUGUUGCAUGUGGUUCCAUCUACAAGAGUUUUGCACAGUGUUUACUCACACUUGGGGACAGUUUGGUGGACACACAAAAAGACCAGAGCACACAGGACAUCGAUGCAAUCUGCAGGUCCUGGAACGCGUUCCAUGUUUGCGCAAACUCAGCUCUGGCCGGCUGUCCUGGGGAGGCAGCAGCUGUCUGGGAGUCUCUAAGACAAGAGUCCAGGAAGACGCAGUUUUCUGGAAACCUCUACGACAUGUGUGCCAGCCGCACAACCCUCCCACCCAGCACCGUGCCUGCACCCCAGAGCCCCCCCACCUCUGACCAGACUAACCAGGAAACACUGAAAGGGCGAACAUACAAGCACAGCCCCACCCUCAGCACACUGUUGUUCCCUGCAUUCAGCACACUACUGGUUCUGCUCAGGAGUUAGUCAGCUGAUCAAUCAGAGAGCCCCCACCCCCCAGGAGCCAAACACAUGUCGAUCCUUAACUCUGGAUUCCAGAAACUGGAUUCAAAAUGAAAUAUUUUUUUCUUAGAUGGACAAGGUUGUGUAUAUAUUUAGACAUUAGAUCAGAUCAUAUUAUUGCUGGUGUGAUUUUACAUGCCUCAGAGAGGACAGAGACGCUGCUUUCAUUCUGAAUUUCAUUCUCAAUUUUCAAAUUCUCCAUACCGAGUUUUGCUGAAAAGUGUCACUUUUUCAGAAAUGUGGAAUACACUGCAUUCAUGUAAUUUACUAUUGCUAAAUCAUAAUAUUUAAUGCUGGACUGGAGUAACACAGGGAGUAAUCCAGGGAGAAGAGGAAGAGGUAGCCGACAGAAAAAUUGUAUCUAAUCUCAUUACUGCAGUAAAUCUAUAAUACAGGGUGAUUUCUUUGGACAAGAGAGUUGAGGGAUUUUUUUAAAAUGCCAGGUGCUCAGAUCUGUGCGAAAUCCAAUCAGGAAAGAGAAUAUUAUUAAAAGCGGCAAAACAGUGUCUGUGCAGAAAGUUUAAUUUAUCAUCUUAUAGGACUGGCUUAAUUUCAGCAAAUUAGAUUUCUGUGUGGAAGGAUUCUUAGCAGUGUUUUCCAAUUUUAUCACGAUUUUAAAAUUGUUUCAUUUCAUGUGACUCCUUUCAGUGAUUUUCCUGUUCUUUUUAAGGCCUUUGCACAUCAACACCAUUACAAAUAAACAGCAAAAAAUUUUGAAUAAUUCAGAGGCACAUUUCGACGUGGCUGAUUUUCACAUUAAGCACGACGUGAUUUAGAGAAAACCAAUAAUGACGAAGAGAAGAGAACUUGAUGAGCUUCACUUCUAUCUUCAGGAGGUUAAACUGUAACACAGCUGCUUCAGGACCUAUUUUAAGAUUGUCCAUCGGACAAUUUAAUGUCAAGUCAAGUCAACUUUAUUGUCAAUUCCUGCAAAAUGUUCCAGAUAUUCAAAGGAAUGGAAAACCCUCUGUCGCCCAACUGAACAGAAAUUUAUAAAACUGUGAAAUAUGGAAAUAUGAUGAUAUGAAAUGAAAUUUGGAAUGAGCACAAAUGGCCCCCUUUAAUGUUGAACAUCUUUUCUUUGAUUCUGAGGGAGCUCUGUUAAGCUAUCCCACACUGCAUUUCAUUCACUGGUUUUCACAUUUACAGUAUUUUUACUGUUUACUUUUCUGGUACAUGUCUCUUUGUUUCACUCUGAA